AUGAUAAGGGCAAAAAAGGUGCCAAGUUUAUUAGCUUUCUUGGUUUUAGCUUUUCAAAUUCAAUGUGUGAGAUCCCUUAACCCAUCAUUAAAUGAUGAUGUUUUGGGUCUAAUUGUUUUUAAAGCAGACCUUCAAGAUCCAAAGAGAAUGCUUUCAUCUUGGAACCAAGAUGAUGACACUCCCUGCAACUGGUUUGGUGUCAAAUGCAAUCCGAGAUCCAACCGGGUCACUGAGCUCACUCUUGAUGGGCUCUCUCUCUCAGGUAGGAUCGGCCGUGGCCUCUUGCAGCUCCAGUUCCUCCACAAGCUCUCUCUAUCAAGAAACAACCUUACUGGUAGCAUUAAUCCUAACCUUACUCGCCUUGAAAACCUCAUAAUCAUUGAUUUGAGUGAAAACAGUCUCUCCGGGACAAUACCGGAGGAUUUCUUUAAGGAAUGUGGGGCUUUGAGGGCUAUUUCUUUGGCUAACAAUAGGUUUUCAGGGAAGAUUCCAGGUUCUUUGAGCUCAUGUGCUAGUCUUGCAUCCAUAAAUUUGAGUUCGAAUCAGUUUUCAGGGUCUUUGCCCGCGGGGAUUUGGGGUUUGAAUGGGUUAAGGUCACUUGAUUUGUCUGGUAAUUUGUUGGAUGGUGAGAUUCCCAAAGGGGUUGAAGUUUUGAACAAUUUGAGGAGUAUUAACUUGAGCAAGAAUCGGUUUAAUGGGGAGGUUCCAAAUGGGAUUGGAAGCUGUUUGUUAUUGAGGUCUGUUGAUUUCAGUGAGAAUAUGCUUUCUGGGUACAUUCCAGACACAAUGCAGAAGCUUGGCUUGUCUAAUUAUUUGAGUUUGAGUAAUAACAUGUUCACUGGUGAGGUUCCAAACUGGAUUGGUGAACUGAAUCGCCUCCAGACUUUGGAUCUUUCUGGGAAUAGAUUUUCGGGUCAAGUUCCACCUUCAAUUGGGAAUCUUCAAUCAUUGAAGGUGUUGAAUUUGUCUGCAAAUGGUUUAAAUGGGAACUUGCCAGAAUCAAUGGCCAAUUGUGGAAACCUUUUGGCUUUGGAUUUUAGCCAGAAUUUGCUGAAUGGUGACCUUCCUGUAUGGAUUUUUGGUUCAAGUUUGGAGAAAGUUUUGCAUUUGGAGAAUAAGCUUAGUGGAAAAUUUAGCUCUGCUCCGAAGCUUCAAGUCUUGGAUUUAUCGCACAAUAAUUUUUCUGGUAAGAUUGCAUCUUCCAUUGGGGUUUUAAGCAGCUUGAAGUCCUUGAAUCUGUCAAGAAACUCACUCAUGGGUCCUAUUCCGGGGACUUUUGGAGAUUUGAAGGAAUUGGAUGCCCUUGAUUUGAGUGAUAACAAGCUAAAUGGGAGCAUUCCAAUGGAAAUUGGAGGAGCAUUUGCUUUGAAGGAACUGAGACUGGAGAGGAACUCACUGUCGGGGCAAAUCCCAAGUUCAAUACAGAACUGUUCUUCAUUAAUGACUUUAAUCCUAUCUCAAAACAACUUAGCUGGAACAGUACCUGCAGCAAUAGCAAAACUUGGAAACCUACAAGAUGUGGACUUGUCAUUUAACAGCCUCACUGGCACCCUACCCAAGCAGUUGGCAAAUCUUCCCAACCUCUCCUUCUUUAACAUUUCCCACAACAAUUUGCAAGGUGAACUACCCGCAGGCGGUUUCUUUAACACCAUAUCACCGUCAUCUGUCUCUGGAAAUCCAUCUCUUUGUGGUGCUGCAGUCAAUAAGUCUUGCCCUGCAGUCCUUCCCAAACCCAUUGUUCUCAAUCCGAACUCUUCUUCUGAUUCUACUCCGGGCUCACUUCCUCAAAAUCUUGGUCACAAAAGAAUCAUUCUAAGCAUAUCUGCUCUCAUUGCCAUCGGUGCUGCUGCUGUCAUUGUUGUUGGUGUGAUUGCCAUCACUGUGCUUAACCUCCGUGUUCGGUCAUCAACAUCUCAAUCUGCAGCUGCUCUUACGUUAUCUGCUGGUGAUGGGUUUAGUGAUUCUCCCACUACAGAUGCCAACUCUGGCAAACUUGUCAUGUUUUCCGGUGACCCUGACUUUAGCACUGGAGCGCAUGCUCUGCUCAACAAGGAUUGUGAACUUGGGAGAGGUGGGUUUGGAGCAGUGUAUCGGACUGUUCUCAGAGAUGGGCGUCCAGUUGCAAUUAAGAAGCUUACAGUCUCGAGUCUUGUCAAGUCCCAAGAAGAUUUUGCAAGGGAAGUUAAGAAAUUGGGGAAAAUCAGGCACCAAAACCUUGUGGCACUUGAAGGUUAUUACUGGACUCAAUCCUUACAGCUUCUCAUAUAUGAAUUUGUCUCUGGUGGUAGUUUGUAUAAGCAUCUCCAUGAAGGAUCAGGUGGGCGUUUUCUGUCAUGGAAUGAGAGGUUCAAUAUAAUUCUAGGGACCGCCAAAAGCUUGGCUCAUUUGCAUCAAUCAAACAUAAUCCACUACAACAUAAAAUCAAGCAAUGUCCUUAUCGAUGGUUCAGGUGAACCAAAAGUUGGUGAUUUUGGACUAGCCAGGCUGUUGCCAAUGCUAGACCGCUAUGUUUUAAGCAGCAAAAUUCAGAGUGCUCUCGGCUACAUGGCACCAGAGUUUGCCUGUAGAACAGUAAAGAUAACUGAGAAAUGUGAUGUGUAUGGUUUUGGGGUUUUGGUUCUGGAGAUUGUUACUGGCAAGAGACCUGUCGAGUACAUGGAAGAUGAUGUGGUAGUGCUUUGUGACAUGGUUAGAGGAGCUCUGGAAGAAGGCAGGGUGGAAGAAUGCGUUGAUGGAAGGCUCCAGGGGAAUUUCCCAGCAGAUGAGGCGGUUCCAGUUAUGAAGUUGGGCUUGAUUUGCACAUCGCAAGUUCCAUCAAACCGGCCAGAUAUGGGAGAGGUAGUUAAUAUAUUAGAGCUGAUCAGAUGUCCUUCAGAAGGCCAAGAGGAGUCAGGAUGA
Molecule: messenger RNA, 2898 nt
Organism: Dovyalis caffra
Lineage: Eukaryota; Viridiplantae; Streptophyta; Magnoliopsida; Malpighiales; Salicaceae
Source: the annotation of a GenBank genome assembly